CCCCAUCUUUUCUAAAAUCUACUCAGAAAUUACAUUCUUUUUCAUUUGUUCUUCACAAUUUUGCAGACAGGGGAGCGCAUUCAAGUGUCAAACUCUCAGAACAUAAGAAAACAGCUGGCCUUUGGCGAAGAGUAUCCAUUGAUGAAGAUGAUGGGCCAACACCGUUUCAUGAGGAGCACGUUCAGCAAUAAGCCCCCACACACCCAAAAGGAAUUAAAGAAGAAAAAAAGGAAACCAAACCAACUGAAAUCAUUACAAAGCAAACAAACAAAGAUAAAAGAAACUAAACUAUGUGAUUCACAAUCACAAUGUCUCUUUACCGACACAAAGAACUCUGUUCAAUCUCAGUCAAAUUCUAACGAAAACUCCCAACCCUUUCGUUUUUCUUCUGUUUUUUCUUGUUUUGAAGGAAACCCAUCUCCAGAAAUGGGGAAAACUGGAACCAAGUUGCCAAGUUUCUGCCUGAACCGGAUCCGGCCUCACGUUCGAGUGCCUAUUCAGUCCAAAUUGGACUCUGUUUCUGUGAAAACCGGACCGAAGAAGGCUGAUGAUUGUGUAGUGGGUGGUGAGGUUGGAGCUAAGCCAGGGCUGGGAAAUGGAAGGAAGAUCAUGAUUGUGAUUGAUUCCACCAUUGAAGCUGAAGGAGCUCUUCAAUGGGCUCUGUCUCACACUGUGCAGAAUCAAGACAAGAUUGUUCUACUCCAUGUUAUCAAGCCUUCAAGAAAGGGGGAAGGACUAAGCAAGGAGACAUCACCAAGAGCAUAUGAAUUGGUUCAUUCCAUGAGAAAUUUAUGUCAAUUGAAGAGACCAGAGGUGGAAGUCGAAGUUGCAGUGGUGGAAGGAGGGAAAGAGAAAGGGUCGGUGAUUGUGGAAGAAGCGAGAAAGCAAGAGGCAUCGUUGCUGGUUUUGGGGCAGAAGAAACGGUCCACGACAUGGCGGCUUCUGAUGGUGUGGGCUGGACACCGAUGGGGCGGCGGCGGCGGCGUCGGUGGCGGUGGGGCAGUGGAGUAUUGCAUACAGAAUGCGAGCUGUAUGGCGAUUGCAGUGAGAAGGAAGAGCAAGAAAUUGGGUGGGUAUUUGAUCACGACAAAGCGACAAAAGGAUUUCUGGCUUUUGGCUUAAUUAAUUAGAAACCAAAAAUUGGUCCGAGUUGUGGUUUGCAUAUUGAAGGGUGUGGGUUGUAUAUAAUCGGCAGUGAUGAUUUGGGGAAUCCUAUCUAUUAAUUGGGACAGCUUGAGUGUCCACUGUCCAAGAGUUUGGUCUAAUUUCUAAUUUCUUUAAUGGAUUGAUUUGGCUUCCUUUC
Molecule: messenger RNA, 1303 nt
Organism: Cucurbita maxima (winter squash)
Lineage: Eukaryota; Viridiplantae; Streptophyta; Magnoliopsida; Cucurbitales; Cucurbitaceae
Exons: 3
Coding region: 142-1122 (326 amino acids)
Source: RefSeq, a predicted model, not a curated record